CUGACUGUUACGUUAACAACCACAUUUUAUAUUUUUGUUUAUUUAAUUAGUUUAAACAAAUAUUCUUGCGGCAUGACAUAAACUGGGUGUCUAAACCAAAUUUCUAGGACAUGGCAGCGGAACUAGGUCUGGAUUCGGCCGCAGGGUCCUUGGAAAUCGGCAUGCAGGAGCCGGUCAACAAAUUGAAAUUUCUACAUGCCCUUGUUGCUGGAGGCGUGGCUGGCAUGGUGGUGGACAUUGCCCUCUUUCCCAUAGACACGGUCAAGACCCGCCUGCAGAGCGAGCUGGGCUUUUGGCGGGCAGGCGGUUUCAGGGGCAUCUACAAAGGACUGGCUCCAGCGGCUGCGGGAAGUGCGCCCACGGCGGCCCUGUUCUUCUGCACCUACGAGUGCGGGAAGCAGUUCCUCAGCUCCCUCACCCAAACCAAAGAUUCGCCCUAUGUUCACAUGGCAGCGGCUUCAGCAGCAGAAGUGCUGGCUUGCCUGAUCCGUGUUCCCGUGGAGAUUGCCAAACAGCGCUCCCAAACAUUGCUGGGCAACAAACAGUCUGGCCUGCAAAUCCUGCUAAGGGCCUAUCGCACCGAGGGAUUGCAACGCGGUCUCUAUCGGGGAUUUGGUUCCACCAUCAUGCGGGAGAUCCCCUUCAGUCUGAUCCAAUUUCCCCUUUGGGAGUACUUUAAGCUGCAAUGGACUCCCACGACCGGCUACGAAUCCACUCCCCUGUCGGUGGCUCUUUGUGGAGCCGUCGCUGGUGGCAUUUCUGCGGGCUUAACCACACCACUCGAUGUGGUCAAGACCCGAAUCAUGCUGGCCGAAAGGGAGAGUCUAAACCGACGUCGCAGUGCCCGGAGCAUUUUGCAUGGCAUUUAUCUAGAGAGAGGCUUUGGCGGUCUGUUUGCUGGCUUCGUGCCGCGGGUGAUGUGGAUCACACUGGGCGGUGCAUUCUUCUUUGGUUUCUACGACCUGACGACGCGAAUACUGGGGGCAACCAGUACGGAUCAUUAAAAUUAGGGCUAUUUUCGUUGUACUUGUAGUAGAGGCACGUAGUUUGCAGUAGUAACUCAGUCGAGGACAACCACCGUUUGGAUACAACGUGGACAAUAAAGUGUUUGGAAGUAA
Molecule: messenger RNA, 1118 nt
Organism: Drosophila subpulchrella
Lineage: Eukaryota; Metazoa; Arthropoda; Insecta; Diptera; Drosophilidae
Product: S-adenosylmethionine mitochondrial carrier protein homolog
Exons: 4
Coding region: 111-1004 (297 amino acids)
Biological process (GO): transmembrane transport
Cellular component (GO): mitochondrial inner membrane
Molecular function (GO): S-adenosyl-L-methionine transmembrane transporter activity
Source: RefSeq, a predicted model, not a curated record